AAAGGAAUAGUUCCAAAACAACUCAUUUUUGUUUUUGAAAACCAUUUUCAAAAAAAAAAAAAAAUGUCCUGAAAAUAACUCUACUUCCUUUCUUUUUUGGGAAACACCAAAAUCAAAAACCAUUUGAAAUUAGGGGUCGGCUGUGGCGAUGGCGGAUAUAGUGAAACAAAUACUAGCGAAGCCGAUUCAAUUAGCCGACCAGGUGACCAAAGCCGCCGACGAUGUGAAUUCCAACCGAUCCGAAUGCCUCGAGGUCAAAGCCAAGACCGAGAAACUCGCCGGGCUCCUCCGUCAGGCGGCGCGUGCAAGUAACGACCUCUACGAACGCCCCACGCGACGCAUCAUCGACGACACCGAACAAGUCCUCGACAAAGCUCUCGGCCUAAUUUUCAAAUGCCGAGCCAACGGCUUACGCCGAGUCUUCACCAUCAUCCCCCAAGCCGCUUUCCGAAAAAUCUCCCAACAACUCGAAAACUCAAUUGGCGAUAUUUCUUGGCUCCUCCGAGUCUCCACCCCAGCCGAUGAUCGCGACGACGACUACCUCGGCGGCCUCCCGCCAAUCGCGGCUAACGAGCCGAUACUUUGCUUAAUUUGGGAACAAAUAGCCGUUCUCUGCACCGGGGCGAUCGAAGAACGCGCCGAUGCAGCGGCUUCCCUUGUCUCGCUUGCUCGAGACAAUGACAGGUACGGAAAGUUGAUAAUUGAGGAAGGUGGGGUCGUACCGCUUUUGAAACUCGCGAAGGAGGGUCGAUUGGAAGGUCAAGAGAGCGCUGCGAGAGCUAUUGGGCUUCUGGGCCGAGACCCGGAAAGCGUCGAACACAUCGUAAAUGCUGGUGUCUGCCAAGUGUUUGCGAAAAUCCUCAAAGAAAGUCACAUGAAAGUUCAAGUUGUGGUGGCUUGGGCUGUCUCGGAAUUGGCUGCGAAUCAUCCGAAAUGUCAAGACCAUUUUGCUCAAAACAACACCAUUCGAUUGCUCGUUGGACACCUCGCUUUCGAAACGAUUCAAGAACAUAGCAAGUACGCGAUCGCUCACAAACAUCAAUCCAUGUCGAUACACACCGUUGUCAUGGCUAAUUCCAGCACCGACAAUACGAAUAAGCACGACGAUGAUAAAGUUCAAAUUGCUAGACCAACGAGUCAUGAAAGUUCUAGUUCUAGCCAAAUGCAUAAUGUGGUUGAAAACACCAUGAAAAGCCAAUCCAAAGGAAACCAACAACAAAGCCAAACUAAGACAAACCAACAACAAAACCAAACCAAGCCAAACCACCACCAACACCAUCAUGACAACGUGAAUAAUCAUAAUCCACGACAUCAUGUUUCGCUAGCCGGGAAUAGUAUUAGGGGGAGGGAAUAUGAAGAUCCGACUACCAAAGCCCAAAUGAAGGCAAUGGCAGCCCGAGCUUUAUGGCUGCUAUGCGCGGGGAAUGUUACUAUAUGCAAAAGCAUUACAGAAUCGCGAGCACUUUUGUGCUUCGCGGUUUUGUUAGAGAAAGGUCCCGAUGAAGUCCAAUACAACUCUGCCAUGGCUUUAAUGGAAAUCACCGCGGUAGCUGAGAAAAGCGCAGAAUUGAGGCGCUCAGCUUUCAAGCCCACUUCACCAGCCUGCAAGGCAGUUGUGGACCAGUUUGUGAGAAUUAUAGAAGAAGCAAAUUCAGACCUCCUUGUGCCAUGCAUUAGAGCGGUUGGGAACUUGGCUAGGACUUUUCGGGCCACGGAGACAAGAAUCAUUGCCCCGUUAGUUCGCCUGCUCGAGGAUAGAGAAGCGGACUUAACACUAGAGGCGGUGCUUGCGCUAACUAAAUUUGCAGAAACUGAUAAUUAUCUGCACGUUAAUCACUCGAAAGCAAUUAUAGAUGGAGGAGGUGCUAGGCAUUUAAUUCAACUUGUGUAUUUUGGUGAACAAAUUGUUCAGACACCGUCAUUGAUCCUACUAGGCUACAUUGCGUUGCACGUGCCGGAUAAUGAGGCACUUGCUCAGGCGGAUGUUCUUAUAGUGAUUGAGUGGGCGUCGAAGCAGGAACACUUGAAGCAAGACCCUUUGAUUGAAACACUGCUAAUGGAUGCUAAAAAUAGAUUGGAAUUGUAUCAAUCCAGAGGUUCGAGAGGAUUCUAUUAGUUCAAUCGAUUUUUGUACCAUAUUGCCGAGUCUAAUAAGUUUAUAAAGAGAAAUUUGUUUUCCUUCUGUUCUUUUUUUUUUAAUUAUGAUCAAGUGUAUAUAUAGUUAGAUUUGAAUGUAAUCGGUUGGUUAGCCUUGAAUCUUGUUGUAAUUGUUUAGAAUAAUUCUCAAUUUCAGGUAGUUCA
Camellia sinensis is the source of this 2301-nucleotide messenger RNA. RefSeq lists its product as uncharacterized. The record is from RefSeq and is a predicted model, not a curated record. Gene Ontology annotation, biological process: cell surface receptor signaling pathway. NCBI's taxonomy places the organism in Eukaryota, Viridiplantae, Streptophyta, Magnoliopsida, Ericales, Theaceae. Gene Ontology annotation, molecular function: protein binding.